Mugil cephalus (flathead mullet) is the source of this 2831-nucleotide messenger RNA. It is a transcript of the gene pdcd10a, whose product is annotated as programmed cell death 10a. The coding region runs from base 410 to 1042 and encodes 210 amino acids. The record is from RefSeq and is a predicted model, not a curated record. Gene Ontology annotation, biological process: positive regulation of MAP kinase activity; regulation of Golgi organization. NCBI's taxonomy places the organism in Eukaryota, Metazoa, Chordata, Actinopteri, Mugiliformes, Mugilidae. Gene Ontology annotation, cellular component: Golgi apparatus; FAR/SIP/STRIPAK complex. Gene Ontology annotation, molecular function: protein kinase binding. The transcript has 8 exons.
CUCUCUGCUACAGUUUUGUCAGGCAGAAAACUUCCUGAAUGAAACACAAACCACAACAAGACGAGUUAGCAAAGGAGGCAUAGAUUUGUACGAUGUUCUAUCCCUAUAUUACGUAUGUUUUAUCAGCAGUCAGUUAGCUAGCGAUAGAGCUACCAGUUUAGCGAAGAACAGAAUCAGUCACCUGUUCUAAGCUGCUAAUCUGAUGUUAGCGCGGUACCUAGAGAGGUAACUUGUUGUUCUUUUAACAUUAUCCACCUCAUUAUUAUCGGUGCACCGGAUUUCUUCCCUUCAUUUGCGGCUAUAUCGCUCCAGGUCCUCAUCUGCUCCUAUUCUCUCAGUCCGCAUGACUGAUUGUAUGUGUUGAAUCGGUGGACAAGCACACGCACAAAGGGCCACUGUUUGGUCAAGGAUGACCACGGAAGACAUGAAGAAUGAAGCCGACACCACCUCAGUAGUCUCUAUGGCUCUCUACACCGUGAUGUAUCCGGUCUUUAACCAGCUGGAGAAAGCGGAUUUAUCAGCGGCGCAGACCUUGAGAGCAGCCUUUAUAAAGGCGGAGAAGGAGAACCCAGGUCUGACUCAGGACAUUGUUCUGAAGAUACUGGAGAAGAAGAACUUACAAAUCAACUAUUGUGAGUCUCUACUUCGCAUGGCUGGAGAUGAUGUGGAAGAGUUCAUGAUUGACAGGCGAGAACCGGAGUUCCAGGAGCUGAACGAGCGGGCCCGAGCUCUGAAACACAUCCUCAGCACCAUACCAGAUGAGAUCAAUGACAGAGUGAGCUUGCUCCAGACCAUCAAAGACAUUGCAAGUGCCAUCAAGGAGCUGCUAGACACGGUUAAUACUGUCUUCAAGAAAUACCAGUAUCAGAACCGACGGGCGCUGGAACAGCAGAAGAAAGAGUUUGUGAAGUACUCGAAGAGCUUCAGCGACACUCUCAAAACCUACUUCAAAGACGGAAAAGCGAUAAACGUGUUUGUCAGCGCCAACCGGCUCACCCACCAAACCAACAUGAUACUGCACGCCUUCAAGACUGUGGUGUAGCAGCCAGAGUAUACACGCACGCGCGCACACACACACACGCACACACACACACACACUUUAUUUUAGACAAUAGGUGAUGUGAGGCUUUCUAAUUUGUAAAGACAUUUUAUUAUUUUGGGCUCUAUAAUUUAUAAUUCUGUGGCUUUGAGGGGAGAUCAGGUACUUUGAGUUUCAAAGCAAACCAGGUUGACAGUAAUUGCCAAGGAUUUUUUAUUCUACUCUCUUUUAUGUUGUUCUUUUAUCAGAUUCUUAAGGCAAUAUUUCUUCAUUCUUUUAUAUAUUUGCCUCACUGUUCAGGUCUAAAGAACAGUGUAGUGAAAGAGGUGAUUAUAUCCCCCUGUCUUCAGAAGUUUGGCUGGAUUAGACCUUUUUCUUUGACUUGCUGACAUGUGUAUUAAUGGCAGCUGCAGUCCACUCGUAGAAUGCCCCUCGCCUGUGGCGCGUUGACUGUCAUGAUUUACCAUGGCGCUGAGCUAUCAUGAACACACCUGAGAUUUCCCUACUGUGACAAGUAAAAAAUGUCUGCUGUGAAGAAAGGUCUGUUUUGGCAGUUACUAAUAUCCUGCUGCUUUGGUUGAAUCUAUCUGGGAUUGGUCUGUGAAAUAUUAACAAUGAAACCUGUAAAAUGUCAAAAAUGACGACAGGCAUCCAUCGAAUGAAUGAUAAGUCACUCCCCUCCCAAUACACACACACACACACACACACACACACACGCACACACCUUCUCAUUCAAUUCAAAUGAAAGAUGUAAAAAAAAAAAAGGAAGAAAAUUACCACCUCUGUCAUUUCAUUAGGUACAUGAGUGAAACCUGUUUUGCACUUAAUCUUAACUUCAUAAGUGUUAUGAUAUUAAGUCCAUGUUGAAGCGGGUGGAAAAUUGUUAACAUGCUUAAAUAGAUCUGAAACCAGCCAUGUUAAAGCACUUGUCAAGGGAUGAAGAUAAAAUGUUUCAUUUAUUUGUAACGCAACAAUUAUGAAUUGCUCAAAUGUAAAAAUAAUCUGUAGCUGUGCCUUCAGCACACGUUAGCAUAAUAUUAGGUACACUGGUGGAAACUUAUGUGUUCUAAUGUAACUAAAUCCUCCUUCAUGACUGAUCUAAUGUUCACCUUAUGUUGAAACGACAUAACAAAGCUAAUUCAGCUAUAUGCUGCUGAUCUGGAUUAAAGUAAACGUUAAAGUGUUUCUAUUAUUUAGUCUGACUAAAAUGGGGUUGCCAUAAUAAAAUGUAUCUGUACACAAUACAGUUUAGUAGUACAACAAACCACAGUCUCUAAAAUGAAAACAGUUGAAUCAACAUCUGUCAGUUAUUUGAGACAGUACUGAAUAGCGUAACUUCGUGAGGCUGCAGAGCUGCUGCAGAGCUGUUAUGUUAGAAUGCAUUUGUUUUCUCUUGUGUACCUAAUGAAAAGGCAAUCAUUCAUUUUUAUUGUUUGCUGUUGAAGUUGAAGAGUUUUCAAAUCCUCCAGCAAAUUUUCAUGUCAGGUUCUUGGCAUCAAAGAGCGCAGCCUUUCUUCAGAACAACAUUAAUAGACGAGCUUGGUUCAGGGAGGGUGGGUGUGGGUAAUCACGGACGCUAGAAUGAGGUAAUGAUUCGAGAUUUAAAGGAAUUAGGAGCAGCAAGAUUAAAACAAGUUGUGAUUUGCUGUGUUUUCAGGAUUAUGAAUGUAUCAUUUCUUUUUUUCUUUGGUGUAUCUUUCUCAUGCUUCUCGUGAAUGUAAUAUCAGUGACUUUGUUCUAAUGAAAUUUUCAAGCAAAUGUAAAUAAAACAUUGAGGCCUGAAACUCCCUGA